AUGUGCACAAUAAAAAAUAUUUUUGACAUCUACAUUCUUUCAGUACUAAUUAAUGCUAAGAAGCGUACUAGCACUUGCACUAUGGCUGAUGCGAGUGCUACUCCUAUGAUAAUAAACACUACAUCUGAGAAUGGACCAGAGCCCUGUGAUGAGAAGAAUUUUCUGAAUGCCAUUGCUGAUCUAAAAGUGGAGAAAGUCCGUGAUCUUGCCCUGCAGCUUGGUGUUGAUACACCUUACUUGAAUGACAUUCAGAGCACAGACAAGGAGGAGAGGAAGAUGAAACUGACUCAAGUGUUAUUCUCACAGAAACGACCUACCUGGGAGACGAUCAUAGAUGCUCUGGAAUCUGAAUGCAUGAAUGAGAAUCACAUUGUCCGAAAAAUUAAGCGAUUUUAUUUUCUCAAGAGCACUUCCAUUGAUAUCGAUAGGCCAAAAUCACCACUAACACCAGUUUCUCUGCAACCAUUUCAAGACAAAGAUUUCCCCGAAUGUGAAGAGAAGGAUGUUCUCAAUGCUGUUACUAGGCUUGCUGAUAAGAAGGUGUCAAGCUUAGCAGUCCAGCUAGGCAUUGACAAGCCUCAAUUAGACGGCAUUAGUAGCUGCUCUACGGAAACGAGGAAGUCCAAACUGGCGGAACUGUGGUUUAGGCACGCUAAAGACAAGCCCCCAACUUGGGCAUCUUUGUUGAAUGCAUUGAAGGCUCCCAGUAUGCAAGAGGACUGGUUAGCUGACUAUAUCCGAAAGAAAUACGUUGAGAGAGAGAGAGAAGUAAUUUCCAUGAACACAGACAACGAGGAUUCUUUUCAGUUCCAGUUCCCCCAGCAGCAACUAGAUCUAGAAGGACCGAUACUUGAACUGCAAGAUACAGCUGCUGAUGAACGAACACCAAUGGAAACGGCAGGCUCUGCUCCCGUUGUAGAUGUCUCUGAGCUCAAAGACAAAUUACAAGCAUGUGCCAACGAACAGAAUAGAGCACAAAUCAAGGAAUCCUUUGAGAAUCUACUCAAUAAAAUUGUCGAGGAAUUAAAGAGUCACAAUAUUCGUCCUAGUGAAGUUAAAGAUCAUCUCCAAAAGUUUAUUGACGGUCGCCCUAGUUUUCUCCGCACUAAAGGUCGACGAUUACAAAUCAAUAAUCUUUUUAAGGAAAUUAGCAGAAGUAAGUUAUGGAGUUUCGACAAUUAUGGUCUUGUUCAACAUGUCACUGGCAUCAAGGGGGCUGUUCAAUCAAAAGCCAGAAUGCGUACUUGGUUGCAAAAAUACAAGAAGGAGUAUAAUGCAUAUAGUGUUUCAGAAAAGCUAGCUGCAAUCAUUCCGUAUCAUUUUGAAUUCGACAACGAUUUAGAUCGAUAUCCUACUCAUCUCAAACAAGAGCUCAUAGUACAUGUUAAAUAUAUGGUUAUCGAUGAUGACUCACUGAAGUACAUUGAUGAUCUAUGGGAAGUAAUCGUAGAGAGUUUCAAGAUCCCCUCUAUGACAGCUCUACUAAAAAGCAUUGUACACAAUUGCUUGAUAAUCACAUGGCUAAUAGAACCGAGUUGGGCUUGCUGCAUACUGAGUGAAAUAUUUGAUUCGAUUUCGUUUUUCACAAAACAUUUGAUAACCAAAGUGUUGCUUGGAGACGUUUGUAUUUAUGAUGAGCACAGUGGAAUUAUUGGGGACAACAAAGUUCUGGGUACUUUGUGGCUAAGGCAGGCAAGCUUGAGUGGUCGAAUUCAAAAAUUUAAGGAAGUACUUGCUCAGCCAAUGAUAGACAUUAAUACAGUCCUCUCUUCCGAUGGAGCCACACCUCUCACCAUUGCCUCCAUGUGUGGUCAUGUGGAACUAGUGGAGUUCCUCCUGAGCAAUGGGGCUGACUCAAGCGUUAAACUGGCCAAUGGACAAACGGUGCUGCACCUGGCCGCACUUGAGGACUACCCAGAUGUGGUGGAAUUACUUCACACACACAACCGUGAGCUAGCUGGAGAACGUGAUCAGAAUGACUACUCAGCGUUGAUGGAGGCAGCUGCUCAUGACCAUGUUGAUGUCAUUCUUGUACUAGUGUCCCAGCAGGAUGAUCUAGGAGACACAGAAAUCCCUACCUUGAAUGAGGCUUUCCAUCUUGCUUUGAUAAAAGGGCACACUGACUCUGUCGAGAUUCUUCAGAAACACGGAGCCAACACUUUGAACACUGCUGAGGUUUGUGUACAUAUAUGUAUGUAGAUAAUAACCAUGGUAACAGGAGGGGGAAAGUCCACUGGUAGUAGUAGCUGGUGCUGAGCACAAAGAUGAAGUGGAGAGUACUAUCUCGGAUAAGUUACUGGCAGAAUGUCGCAGUGAGACAGCUGACAUUGAAGUGGUGAG
Molecule: messenger RNA, 2340 nt
Organism: Halichondria panicea
Lineage: Eukaryota; Metazoa; Porifera; Demospongiae; Suberitida; Halichondriidae
Exons: 9
Coding region: 1-2199 (732 amino acids)
Biological process (GO): protein localization to ciliary inversin compartment
Cellular component (GO): ciliary inversin compartment
Molecular function (GO): protein binding
Source: RefSeq, a predicted model, not a curated record